CUCUGCAUCAACAAUGGCGUCCCCUAAUAUGUGAUACACGGGGAUGAAAAAUGUUGAAAACGGGGGUUCAUUUUUCAUCUAAAGAUGGCGGCGCCCAUGAAAGUUCACAUGAAACUAAAAACACAUUAACAAUAUUCAAGAAAAGUGAUACGAUCAACGAGAAUAAUUCACCUUGUUAUUCCGACACCAAUAGCUCAUCAGCGAUCGGCCCUGCAUUUCAUAUUGAGUAUGGAAAGUUUGAAGUUUCAGACCCAGCGUCAUACAUUGAACUACAUUUGGAACAAGAAGAUUCUGAAAUUGAUUCUCAUUCAAUGCAAGUGGAAGAAGAAAAUGAAAUUGGAAACAAUCAGGGUCUGGAUUGGCUAAAAUCAAACGCUAACACCUCAGAUGUGGACAUGCUAGAAAUGUCUAAUAAAGAUUGUACGUUAAUGCCUACUAUGGGGCUAGAUUCCCAUUCCCUUAUUGGGGGAUCAGAUGCAGAUCUGUCAUCAGAAAAUUUGGACUAUGUGUUUUCAAAACAACAUAACUAUUUUGAAGUUCUAGAUGGUGGAGAAUAUGUUACUUCACUUAGUAAUUUUGCUGGCCAAGCAACAAUAAACUGGGGCAGUCAACAUACUCAACAAUUAGUUGCAAAUGCAGAUUCUUGCCACCAACUUUCACUCUCUACUGAUACAAAUAAUUGUAGCGCAAAUGAUCCUGUGGGGUCGUUUGUAUCAUUUCCAGAUACUGGUGAUAUAUUAGAGGAACCAUUAAAUAAUACUUGUAAUGUAAGUUCUAAUGAAAUAGAUUUGAACAGUAUGCUUUUUGAAAAUAUUAACAAAUCUGAGUCAUCAGCAGUAAAAGUUGUACAAUUUUCACCAAAUGCCACAAGUUUUAUCACUGGAAAUUUGAAUAGUGAGUCUCAUACUGAUAAUGCACUUUCAGGCUCCAUAUUAAAAGCAGUACCUUUAUCAAUAGCCGGAUCUAUGCCUAUACCUGAAAAUAUUUCCAUAACUAAUCUACACGAUGUUAACACUGACCUAAAUUUAAAUAGUCUACCUAACUUCUUAGGACUGGAAAACAGUCAGUGUCAUACUCAUAGUUUCACAACCCCUUCAAUCAGUAGUGAUUAUAUUGACAGCCAAACUGUAGUUAACAUUUUGCAGGGCUUAACCCCAGCAAUAAGUCAGCCAGAAAAUGGUAUUAAAUUUGAAAAUAGUACCUCACGGUUAAUACAAGACCAUCAUCUGGCACAUCAAAGCCUCAGUGUUACAACUAUAUCCAUUUCAAAUGAUGAUGAAAAUGCCACCAAAAUAUUAGUUGAUAGCCAUCAAGGGCAGCAACAAAUGUAUGUGAUAAAAACAGCAGACUUAAAUCAAACAUCUUCAACAAAACUAAACAUCAACCAAGGCCAGCAGAUGUUUGUUAUAAAUGCAUCAGAUCUGAAGCAAGAGCAAACCGCUUCAUUCAGCGUUGAGACUGUGGAUCCAACCAGAGCACAGACAGACACUGUUGUUCGAAACUCACAAUCCAUAAACAUUCCAGCCUCUGGAAUUCCUGGUAAUAAGCCUAACUAUUAAUAAAUAAACAACAUUAUUAAAAAUUCAUAAGUCUAAGCCUACAACAAAAUUUGAAUAGUUAUCAUAAUGGAGCUAAGAUAACUUUAACUUUUAGCUUUGUGUACAAUUUAUUUAAAAAUUAAUUUCUAUCAACAAAUCAAUCCAUGAAUGAAGUAUUGACUUUUUUCACAAAAAAUUGAAUGUGUUUGUAGCUUGCUUUAAAUAAAAAUUUCUGUGAACUGGUUUGUUAGCUAAUACUAAUGUUAACUCUCUAAUUCACUGAAAUAUGAGAGUCAGUGUUGUAUAAGAUAAUUGUGUCUUUUGAUAUUGAAGAGUUAACCAGAUUUAUAAACACAUUAUUUCUUUCCUUCAGGAAUUGUAUUCAUGCCUGUUACUGUUGUUGAUAGUGCAAAAAAUGUUAUCCAAACAGUGCCGCUGCAAAUAGUAGAAAAUGAAGACACAAAGGUAAAACUCAUGUUUGUAAAAAAUAAAUCAAAAUGACAAACAUUUAAUCAUUCUUUUUCUUUCAGUGUUUCAUUAUAUUAUAGUUGUUUCAUUAUAAUAUAAAUUAGCUUCUACGAAUAAUACGUUUGAUUAUUUUUAAACAUACAAUUUUAUUUAACAAGUCCAUGUAUAGUAAUUGUUACAUACCAUCUUUUUUAAUUUUUAAAUUGAAAUUUAUUUCAUUUACCAAAUGAAUUCAUUCCAAAUAUUUUUUGAAUUUGCAGAGAUCUAAAAAACUGUUGAUGUGUUCAGAACCAGGUUGCAGAAAAACAUUCAAGAAAGCAUCUAAACUGAAAGUUCAUCAGAUGCUGCACACUGGCGAGAGGCCUUUUAAAGUUAGUAAAACAAAGUUAAAAUUAUUCUAGUUUAUUGACGCCCUGGAACUAAGUACAUAAUUUGCCCUUUUACUAAAAUAGUUUUAGUUAAGUGUAUCUUUCUAUUCUCUUUAUUUUGCUGUUGAAGCUUCUUAAUCUAAAUAUCCAUUGCUUUAUUUUGUGAUCUUUGAGGUUUUCCCCAUCUCUGUGUGUUUUAUUACAUAAUGGAGUUAGGGUUAGCUUUAUAAUUUAUUUUAAUUUUAAUAUUUCUUUAUUUAAGAAGCUAGACCAUCAUCUCUCUAAGGCGAACAGAUAUCAAUACAGCAAUAUUUAUGUAUUUAUUAAUACAUAUAUAUAUAUAUAUAUAUAUAUAGAUCUAUAUAUAUAUACAGAUACAAUGUUUUUGCACAAAUUACUAAUGCAGAAACCAAAACUACAUUGAAAAAAGGAAACAGAAAUUUUGUUAUAAAUAAGUUUCAAUUUUCACCUUAGUGCAAUUGGUUAGGUUGCGAAUGGGCUUUCACCACGUCAAACAAGCUUAAAAGACACUUGGAGUCUCAUGAAGGUCGUAAAGAUUAUGUGGUAAGACUUGGUUUAUUGAUACUCUUAAAUUGAGUUUUAAAUGGGAUAAAGCAUAAAAUUUGAUCAGUUUAGAUUCUGAAUCUCAACAAUGAUUGUUCUAUAUAUUCUUUAGAUGCCAUAUACUUGAAAUUAUUAUUUGAGUUUAUUGCUGAUUGACAGUAAUUAGUAAUAGAAUAAUUUAAAUUUGUUAAUUCAAAUUUAUUUCAGUGUGAUAAACCAGGAUGUGGUCAUAGAUUUACAACAAUUUACAACUUGAACACACAUCGCAAGCUUCAUGAGAGACCAUGUACAGAACUAUGUCCAAAAAAUGGAUGUCAUGAGAGCUUCCCAACUAAAAAGCAACUUGAUAUACAUUUACGAAAUGUCCAUGCAUUUGAAGAUAGAACUUUCAAGUAAGUUCCAUGGCAUUUAUGACAAAAUGUUUCAGUAAAAAAAUUUACAAAUAAAAGUGCUAAUUUUUGGCCUUAAAAUCAUGAGAUAUAAUAACAACAAAAAACACUAAUAAAUAAUUUAUUGGCUAUGAACUUUUAACUAAACAAAGAAAGUUAUGUAAGCAGAUUAACUUUUUUGCUUUAUUAAAAAUUGUAUCUUAGAUGUGACAUGAAUCAAAAUUUUAUAAAAAAGAAAUAAUUUAUAAGAUUAACUAGGAUUACAAUCCUUGCCUACCUAUCAAUAUACUAUCAUCCAAAGCACAUGAUUUAGGCUAGUAUUAGUAAUUAUGAUAUUAUUUGUUCAUAUUUUGUGACAUGUCUCUCAUAUGAACUUUUUCAAACAAAAACCAACAUUAUAAUGACCACCACAGGUGUCCUGAACCAGACUGUGAAAAGGUUUUCUUUUCCUCUGGCUGUAUGGGGUCCCACAUGAGAAUACACCAGCAGAACUUGGAGGAUUUGCGUUGUAAAUAUCCUGAAUGUGGAAAGGAAUUUACCAAGACUUGUAGGCUCAAGCAGCAUGAAAAGCUUCACACAGGAGAGAAACCUUUUGCAUGUGACUUUCCGGUUAGUUCUCACUUUAUUAUCUACUUCUUUCUUUCAAUGCUAAUGCUAAGUUAAUUAGUUUGAAUUUGAAAAAAUUUUGUCCCUGAGUUUGAGUAGUUACCUGUUUUCUUCUCUUUUAUAGGGCUGCAAUUGGGCUUUUGCAACAGUCAGUAAAUUAAAACGGCAUCAAACUAAACAUACCGGUGUUAGAAAAUGGGCAUGUCCUAUGUGCAGGAAACAGUUUCAUAGAUCAGAACACCUUAGAGGACAUUUGAUCACCCACAGUGGGGAUAGACCAUUUGUUUGUCCAGUAGAAGGUAAGAUAUCAAUAAGCUAAAAUGUGUCAAAGCAAUAUUUUGAAAUGGUGCAUUGAUUGUAUACGUUUUUGUGUUUUAUAUGUUUUAUUUUUAAUGGAGGUGUAGAAAGACUUACCUAUUUCAUUCCUUCCCAGGUUGUGGUAAUACAUUUACAGCAAAAAGCAGCUUAUAUGUACAUUUAAAAAAACAUGAUGAAUCAGGCAAGACCAUUGUAUACCAUUGCCCAAUGGAAAAAUGCGAAAGACAUUAUGCCAACAAAGCUAGUCUCAGGCAGCAUAUCCUAGUCAAACAUUGCAAUGUCCCACAAAGUAAGUGGAAUUUUUUUCUCUCCAUAUUUGAUUAUUAAACCCUCUUUUUUUAAAUUAAAAAAUUGCUGUCAUAUUCUUCUAAAAUUUCAUUAAUUUUGUUUUAUGCUAUCAUUUAAUUUGUUUACGUUGUUUUUUUUUGUUUUUUUAGAUGAAAGCACAUCAAGUACUCAUGGUGCUUCCAAUUGGUUGAGUCUACUUGGUCCAGGGGACCCUAACAAUGAAAUAAAUUUUUCACAGGAAUCAUACACUGAAGGUAUCUCAGAGCUGUACAUUUGGCAAUAUUUUAAAAUACACAUAUUUAAUUACCAAGUGUUUAUCUAUACAUCCAUACAUGUAUGUCUGUAUAUCAUACCUUAAAUUAAGCACCAAUCAUUGUAUUUUUUAAUUAUUUUUUAAAAUCUGAUAAAACCUCCAAAUAAGACAUUUGCAUGUAUCUCAUAGUCAAUAUUUUUUAUGCAGAAAUUGUUCUAUCACAGAAGUAAAUAUGAUUAACUUAAAAACAUCAACAUGUUGCAUUAUAUGUUAAAACUGUCAUAACUCUGCUAACCUUUCAUUUUGUAAAUAUUUUUUGACUUUUUGAAAAUUCGGAGAGUGAGAAAGGGCAGAAAUUUACACUAGGGGAAGCUGGGUAUUGGAAUUUGACAUGUCUUAAGAGCACUUGAAAUAACAGACCUGUUUACUCUUACGAUUUUGGCGUACAAUGUACGAUUAAGAGAUGUAUUUUACGAUUGUACACCGAAACCUGUCAAACUAUGAUUUUAAGAGACCGUUGGAAAAUAUAUACAUUCCAGUAUUUUUUUUCCGAUUAAACAAAAUUAUAAUUAAUUAAAAAUUAAAUUUUCAGUUGUUAGUUUUAAUUAGCAUUCUACAUCCAGCAGUGAAUGGAUCCAAAAAUACGAUUGGCUGGAGACCAUCUAUAAUAAUACUAUGUUUACCCUGAGAAGCAAAUGGAGGUGUGUUGGUUUAGGAGAUUUUGUGUAUGGGGGGGGGGGGGGGUGGUCUAAGGGGGGGGGGGCAGGUCUAAAUAUUGUGUGUGUAAAAAUAAAAAGAAAAAUAUUUAAAUAAUAAUAGGGGGGGGGGGAUGUCCCCCUCGGCAGAAAUUAUAUGCAUUAUUCAAAAAUCGUACAAUAUUAAUCCCGAAAAUUAAUCGUCCAAAAAUGGUAUAUUUAUAUCUCCAUAGCUGUAAAAUGUCACAUAAUGUUUUGUAGGAAUUAUAGUCAUAAUGUUGCCAUGUUUUUUCACAAAUGAACCUGCUAGAUAUCGCUCAAAUAGUACUAAGUAGUAGAGGUAUUACAGUAAUAUUUAGUCCAAGUGUUCAAGUGGAUGUGACAUAUAUUUUGUUGGGCUGCGCCCCUGGUUCUAAAAUUUUCGUCUCCUGGCUCAUUUCACCAGGCUCUCUGUGUGAAAUUGUAACAAGUACACUUUGAAAUAGCGAAUAUAUAAACAAAAUAAAAUAAAGGGUUGGAUAAAAAGUAAAUAUAACUCUUAAGUAGGUCUCCAAUUGCCAUCUAGUAACUGCAAACAGUAUUUACUCAAGGGAGUUAUGUUAACACCCCAACUGAAAGUUCUCACAUUGGAUUAAAAGUGGAAAAAAAAUUAAUUAAAUUUUGUAAUGUUUCGCAACGCUCCUGUGAGGAAUUUACAGCAACCCAUAUAAAAUAAUGUGCACCCCCACCCGGCCAGACCAGUAAAGGGACAAUUUAUUGCGUCCUUUGUCUUUGAGAAGUAAGUGGAAUUUUAUUGUUUAAUUCACUAUCAAAUUCCUUUCCGAAGAAGAUUUUGGCGCCCCCUGUUUUUGUGCCUAUUGCUCUUCGACUCAUUCUCAUGGCCCUGUCCGAGGGCAAUGAAAACCCAGGAUGAUGCGGUAUAUAUUCUGGGGACCAAUGGGCUCGCCGAAUCCCCAGUGGUGAAAACCCAUGUCACAUUUUGUUUACUUUAACAUCAUAAAUAUAUCAAGAUUAUUGGAUUUUGUUUGGUGUUUUUUUCCCCGAAAGCUCCUUGUAACGUACGCAAGGGGAGGGUUGUCUUUAAAAAAAGUCAACCGCUCACCUAAAUAUUAAUUGAUAUCUAUAGCAGAUACACAUCUGCAAAACAAAGUGACAGCAGAUUGCAGUGAACGUCAGUCAUCUAUCUGUUCCCCUUUUUUAUGCCAGCUCAACUCAAUUCCACUGGACACGCGAUACGAGUAGUUAUUGUAUUCAUUAUAUAUACUGUAUGUUUAUUUAUUUACUGUUAAGAUAGUGUAUUGUACGAUUUUGAAAUGAUAUUGUACGAUUUUAGGAUUUUUAGGGUAAUAAUAUCUGAAAAUAGUGGCAAACUCUCGACACCACGUGUUUACCUUGAGACUUACGGAAAGCGCACUUUCGCAUUUGCUGGUCCAACUAUUUGGAAUGCCCUUCCAGUCGAUCUCAGAAACAAUCAGACACUGGAGUCCUUUAAAACAGAUUUAAAGACACAUCUAUUUCGCAAACACCUUCUGGGAUGAUUGUCAACCUUAUUUUCCAGUUAAUGCAUAAUGGCUGUGUUGCUUGGGGUUGAAAUGGCUAGAAAGACUCUGCAAUUGUAUGCUAGUAAUUAGUUUUUGGAGUGUUGCGUUUGUUUUAAAUGUGGUAAAUUAUAGAUUUGUAUUUCGUUGACUUUGUACCGCGCUUUGAGCCUUUGGGGAUGAAGCGUGUUUUUGAAAUGAACUUUAUUAUUAUUAUUAUUAAAUAAUAAAAGGUCUGAAAUAAUAUAUGGACAUUGAGGUGGGUCUAAAAAAAUAUUUCUGAAAACUUCAAGUAAACUUGAUGCAAAAAUUGUCUAAUAAGUCAGUAAAUUCUUAUCUUUUGUUAAUUUUUUUAAAAUGGUAAUUGCUAGUGAUGCAUGAGUUGCAGCAAGGUUCUGCAACAUACUUGAAUCUCAUAAUUUAAAUGUUUUGAUGUUGCAUUUUCUAACAUUUCAGCAUUGACCCAAGCAGCUCUCACUCCAAGUCAUGAUUCCAUGCUGGCAACUGACUUUCUCACUGGAGGUGGGAUUUCCGUUAACUAUCUUAUUUAUUGUCAUUCUUUUCUUUGACCACAGCAUUGAUUUGUUUGCUUUUAUUUUAAAUUUUGUCAUUUAUUUUUACUUUAAUGAAAAUUCAUUAUCAAAAUGUAUGUGUAAAUAUAUAUAUAUAUAUGUGAAUAUUAAUUUUAUCCUUGGCAAUAUUUUUAUAACUAAACAAAUGCAUAAAAGAAGAUUUGGAAUGCAUCAAAAAAAAAUGUAACAUAAUUUAAGUAAUUGACAUCAAUGCUUCCACUUGCUUUUGUUUCUAUCAACAAUUAUUGUCAUGACUCCUGCUAUUUUCUUUUACACUUAGAUGGUUCAAUUUUUUUCCAGAUGAUGUAAGUUCCUAAAUUAUCUCCAUUUUUUUUUUCUUUACAGGUAUGGCAGACCAGUCUUUGCUGAACUCAUCCAGUGAGAGCAUGCCUGAUCCAUCCUGUAACAAUCUCAUCUCACAUCUGAUGGUGUCAACUAGUGACUCUUUGACUUCCCCAUCUUUAACAGUCAGUGCAUCAGAAAUCCAAUUACCGCAGCCACAGCUUCAGCUCUAUCAAGAAGAUCACAUAGACCAAAGACUUUUGGAAGCUUCUGACAUUUUACAGGUAAAUUAUUCUCAUAGAAAGUGUAAUGGCAAAUAACAUUUCUGGGAUACUCUUUACCUUUAAAAAUGUAUCACUGUCUAAAAUUAUAUUCAUAUUAGAAAUUAGUCAUUUGUCUAAUUAAUUUAUCGAAGUUUGCUUUUUAAUUCUGUGUCAUAACUCAUAAUAAGUUGCCGCAAUUCUGUAAAGGCUGUCUAUUAGUUUGGAAUUUUAGAGUGUCCUUUAAAUUCAAGUCAGCAUAAUAAAAAUACUAAUUUUAAUCAUUAUUCAUUUUAAAAAGUGUCCAAUGACAUUAAUAAUGAUGUGAUCUAUUUCAGCGGGAAAGACUGUCUAGUGAAGCUGUUGAAAGGGGAAGGAAAAGUCAAAUAAUGUUAGAGAAUAUGCAUGGUUCAGCUCGAACUGACCCUCGAAGCAAUGACAUCAUCAGUCAAAGAUCCCUGAAAAGGUAUUGUUGCAUUUGCUUUCCUUCAAAUAAUUAUACCAAAUUAUGUUUACCAUUUGUUCAACAAACUUGCAUUUGGAGUUUUACAAUAAUCAAUAAGCUUAUCAAAAGCUGUUUCAAUUUCCUUAUUUAUAUGGCAUAGAUUAAUCUCAAAUAAUAAAACCACUUUUUCAUUAGAUGGCAGAAGCAAAAAAUUAUUGAAGCAGCCAAACUGAAAACUCAACUUGAAGCACAGAGCAGACCAAAGUCCCCUGUCAGUAUUGUUGUCAAUGCUUCUGGUGAUUAUAAGAAUCCUGUCUCCAAUAACGUGUCUCUGAGCGGUCAACAACGGGUAAAAACUGAAUUGGUUUCGCGACCUUUAGGAUUAAAUGCUGACAACGUGGCAUCUAUCAAAGGUAAGUGCAGUAAGUCUGUAUAAAUUUCUUUAAUCAGUGAAACAAUGGUUUCUAAAGUAUAAUCAUUGUAUGAUUUUCAUGUGAUCCCAUAAAUCUUAUUUUGAUAUUGCUUUCUUUGUAAUGCAUUGAGGAGGGCUGCAUUUAAGAGAGUAUUAACAUGAUCAGAGAAUAACUAAUUAUUUUUUAGAUCUGAAUUGUCAAAAACUAAUCAUCUGUGUACAUAUUAUUUUUUAAAAUUCUGAAUAGUUUGUGUCAGGGUUAUGUUACACAAAGUUUUUAUUUGUAAAUCACCCAUCCAGAUGCUUUGGUUUGACUGUAUGGUUUUUAACUUUUGGAGUCUUUUUUUUAACUCUAAUGGAUUUAAAAAAAUUAACUUAAAAAUUUUUAAAAUUCACCAUACCUAUAUGGUAAAAAUUAUGUUUUCAUAUACUUUAUAAAUAGUUUGGGGGGAAAAAAAUAAUACGUGUAACCAACAGCUUUGCUCUCAUGGUUUUAAUUCGAUUAAUAAUUGUUCAUAAAAUUAUUAAAAACUGUUUUUUUGUAGCAGAAAUCCCUGACAUGGAGUUACAUGCUGAAGACAUCUCAGACAUGAUCCUUGACGGAAGUACUAUUUCAGCAGAUUCAUUUAUGACUGAUUUGUUCAUUAGGGACCCUGAAACUGGCAUCACAUAUCGACAAACUCAGCUACUACAGGUAACUGAAUAUUUUUAUUACAAAGUACUUAAAAAAAGAAAAUGAUAUUUUGAGAUUUAAAAAAAUAAAAAUGCAGAGCAUUGCUGCAAGCUGAAGACUGAGACCUAAUGAUAUCGUCAGCUAGCAGAAAUGUAACCACUUUAUUAUAUGUAGUAGUAUUUUAUGUAAAGUCUUUCGUCUUCUGAACUUUUGAUGGAUUUUAUUUGUUUUUCUUGCCCUCUUUCAGGAUGACCCACCUAAUCCAGACAUGAUGGAAGAUAUUGAUGUUGCACCUUCACAUAGUAUGGAUCCAAGCUUAGAUGCCCAUUUUGUAGAGGACUCAUUAACAUUUCACAGCAUAGAGUAACCAUGCAUAGCAGUAUGUUCUGUUGAGGUUAACAUCUAUCAAAAAACUGUUGUACUUUUAAAAUUUUAUGUUGUUUUUUUUACUUUCAAAACAAUUUAUCAGAGUGAAUGAUCAGCUUCUAUUUCUGAAACAAAUGUAUUGAACUCUUAUUCACAUAACUGUAACACUUUUUGUUUAAACUUGAUCAUGAAUUUGUUUUUCAUUUACAAUAUUAGAUAAUAUUAAGUUUGUCUAUGGCGUUUUAAAAAAAAUAAUUAUUAUUUCAUGGAUCAGAACUUAGACAGUGGUGUCAAAAAUAUGUGUUGUCAAUGGUGAUUGAAAUUAUUUUAAAAGUUUAGCAUAUACUUAAUCUGCUGCAUAACUUAUCUGUUGUUUGUUCUGGCAUCAAAUAUACGGUACCAUUGUGUCUUUCAGGGUAUUCUUUCAUAGUUAUUGAUGCAUGUAUUGUGUUCAUUAUGUUUGAUGCAGAUAAAGAGCAGCUUUUUUUACAUUAUUGAUCUUUUUUUUUGUUCUUGUAUGAAAGUUUGUUCUUUAUACUUAAGCUAGAGUGUUACUUUUAAAACUUGUUAUAAUUUGAGAUUAUUAAUAGGUAAAUGCUACUAAGAUUUUUUUACAAUGUUAUUGUUUCUAAUUUUUUAGAAAUUGUGGAUUGCAUACUGAUCUGUGUAUAAAAUAAACGCAUGAUUUUACAAUUUUAACUUCAAAAGUUAUUGUUAUUGAUUUUCUAAGCAAGUGAACUGCAAGGAUAUUCUUUAACACUAGAUCUACUAUUAUUAUUUUAAAAAUUUUGUAUUUAAAGGGAUCCAAUAAUUUGUUUGAAAUACAUUUUUAGAAUACAUUUUGCUUUAGCUGUACUUGAUUUUUAUUUCAAGUUGCCAAAUAGAGCGUUUGAGAUGCUAUCACCCUACUUGCCUGCCUUUUAAUCAAUAGGUCUAUAGAGUCCUGCACCCAACCCAUGGCUCUUUAUUGAUUAAUAUAAUAGUUGCCUCCCCCAAAAGAAAAAAAAAAUUCAAACUUUUUACCAGAGUUCAAACGUCACCUAUGACAACUGUGUGACAGCUUUUUUUUUCUCACUCA
Molecule: messenger RNA, 11113 nt
Organism: Lymnaea stagnalis (great pond snail)
Lineage: Eukaryota; Metazoa; Mollusca; Gastropoda; Lymnaeidae
Source: the annotation of a GenBank genome assembly